UCGGUGAGGGGGCGGGGUCUCUCUCUGCCGGUGUCGCCAGGACCCUCCUGGCUGCGUCUCGCCCAGCGUCACCUUCGCUCUCCGCAGCCGCCGUCGCCAUCGCCAUGGGCUCCCGGGCCUCGUCCCUCCUGCGCGACGAGGAGAUCGAGGAGAUCAAGAAGGAGACGGGGUUUUCCCACAGCCAGAUCACGCGCCUUUACAGCCGCUUCACGAGCCUGGACAAGGGAGAGAACGGCACGCUGAGCCGCGAGGAUUUCCAGCGCAUUCCGGAGUUGGCCAUCAACCCGCUGGGAGACCGCAUCAUCAACGCGUUCUUCCCCGAGGGGGAGGACCAAGUGAAUUUCCGUGGGUUCAUGCGCACCCUUGCACAUUUCCGGCCGGUGGACACUGUCAAGGAGAAAGAUCCGAACGCCCCCGCAGCCCUCAACAGCCGCGCGAGCAAACUCAAGUUCGCCUUCCGGCUCUAUGACCUGGACAAGGAUGAGAAGAUUUCGCGAGACGAGCUCCUACAGGUGCUGCGCAUGAUGGUGGGCGUGAACAUCUCCGACGAGCAGCUGGGCAGCAUCGCCGACCGCACCAUCCAGGAGGCCGAUCAGGACGGAGACAACGCCAUCUCCUUCACAGAAUUCCAGAAGGUGCUGGAGAAAGUGGACGUGGAGCAGAAGAUGAGCAUCCGCUUCCUCAACUGAGCACCGCGGGGGAGGCGGACGGCUCCCUCCCUCCCGGGCGGUGGGCAAGCCGGCCCCCCCCCCACUCCCACAGUGCACCUUCUCCCGCACCGCCCUGUAGCCACCACUGGCGUAGCUGACAACCGCUAUGAAUUGAUUUGAGCAUUCUCUGCUGUUGUAAUCGGUGCAAAAUAAGGGAAACACCGACUGCGAGCCUGACAAAGAAACUGCCAUCUUAAUAUUCAUCCAAUCUCAGAGCCUCAGGCGCUCUUUAAGAUUAUCGGGGUUCUGUGAUCAUGCCUGUGCUCUCUUUCACAUCCCUCAUGAGCAUGCAAGGCAAAUCGGAGCAAGCUUCCGAGUUUGAGACAGGCUUCAGAGUUUGCUCUUUUUUGACUUUUGCAGGCUGGCAGCUACGCAUUGGUUAAGUGACGUAGCCAUCGGUAUCAUAGGUCGUGCUUGGUGGACCGGUGCUGGGCGUUGAGGAAGCUUUGCCUCAAUCCAUGCACAGUCUGUUGUGUUGCCAGACAGAUGUCUGCAGGCCUCUGCUGUACAAUCAUAUGACCUGACACCCACUGCAGGCCUCGCAAUUAAACUUGCAUUGGUCACGUCCGCGGAAAGUGCUGAUCGAUUCGGCAUAUUGCCCCGUGUGUGGGCAGAGCCACACAACCACAUGUCCCGAUGUGCAUUGCAGUGUUGAGUUGCUUAAUCCUUGGUGCGUUAUUUUAUAUGGCUGUGUUGCAGUGGUUAUUACUGUUCUUACCUUCAGUAUGUUAUUGUGCUGUGAGUGUACUUGUGUGCAAGCACCCUGCGUGCUUGUCUUUGUCGCGUGAAGCAGUGGGGUAGUGGUUAACUCCCAGCCCCAUGGUUACUCGCCAGGAGCGGCGCUGCCAGUAGGCCCGCUCGUGUGUGAGCGUCACAACUUGGGGAGCGAGGCCCUGCCGAUGUGGUGCCAGCCUCGCCGCCCCACCGCGUGCCGGCCUUGGCCUUGGGGCUCUGUGGAGAACGCUGACUGCCCUGUCUGUGCGUCUGCCCACUCGCCGAACCACUGGGAGUUUCGCCCUGAACGAAGGAAGCCAAUGCUUCCACAGUAAUCCGUGUAUUUUUUCAAACACAGAUAUCAUGUAAACAUGUGAUGGAUGCAUUUUUUAAAAUGCGCUGUUUAUUCAACCAUUUUUCCGCAAGCAUUUUGAGAGUGUUCUGUUAUUUGGGUACAUUGCUUUUGCAAGUAUUGUAUUAAAUGUUCUGUUUAUUUCAAUCGUGGAACGUUUUGAGAGACCAUCGCGAAUCCAUGUCUUCGCGAUAGUCCGGAUUGGAAGGGUGUGCAAUAACGAGCGUUGAAUUGCGUAAGGAAAUGCAGAGCGCCGUUGAGAAACGUGGAGUCACGGCUGCAUCGUCCCCAGUAGCCCUGCCACUCUCUACCCAGUGGCAGGGCAAAGAGGAAGCCGUGAGAGCUCCUCGCUACCAAGUCACGGUCGUUUUGUUUGCCACCGUGAAUUCCAUUGUGGUAAAAGUGAAGCAUGCUGUUUUUAAAUGGAUCCCAAAAAUGAACAGUGUUCUGUUGACAAGUGCCUUUGCGCAUUGGUGUGAGACCUAACCGCAUCUUAUUGGUCGUCUUCUGAUGCACAUUGACAUCCAUAAGAAUGCAAUUCCAAGAGAGUGUUUGAAUUGCUGAUCUCGUGUUCGGGACUAUGCGUCCACAGAUUGUUUUGAAUCGGUUUCCGUGUUUCAAUGUGCACACAUUUAUGAGACUGGUUUAGGGUGGUCACCGGUUCACUUUGUGACAUAUAGCAUUUUGUCAGACGUGCAGUGUGAUUUAAAUGUUUACGUGAUGUCUUGUAAAGGCAAAGUUUAUUUACGUCUAUUGUAAUGUCAGUGUUGGCCGUGCACUUGUUAUGCCCUCUCCGGGAUGAUCCUUAUCGUGAGCGGCGGCGCUCGGCUGCAGGUUGAGGAAGCAGUCCGCCUUGGGUUUUCAUUCUCGGGUGAUAAGGUGUACAGGUGAACCCACCGAGAGACUGGCAUGUGCUGGCAGUGGCUUCAUCGUCGGCGCUUUCUCUAGCAGAUGGGGCGCACGCAGCCCACACAGAACUGGUCAGCUGAGAGCCCAGUGAUCACUUAGUCCACCUGGACGUGUCACUCGAGACUGGAAAACCCGACACGGACUGUGUUGCCUCCUGAACCCGGAGCACCGAGCUACCGCUGCUCGUCAUGCUCACUGGCUGUGCGUCCCAUCGACUGCGAUGUAGCGCUGAUUGUCAGUGUCUGAUUGUGUUCGAUAUGUACCGUCGCGUGUAGCAACACUGUCUACCAAUGCCACUUGCGCACAUUUCUUGUUGAUAUUCGCGCUUCUCCUGUAAGGACACGCGUCUGCACGUGACGGAGCAGUGCCAACGUAGGUUCACCCUCGUCCGUGAUGAUGACGUGCUUUGCGCGAUCACCUGAACGAGCGCUAUCCCUGCGUUACAGCCGCAGGAGUAAUAACGUGAUAACUUGCAACGCUCUGUCAAUCUUCUUGCUUUCUGAAUGUGGGCAUUUCCGUGACGUGUCAAACCGGGUUUUUUUUACCAUACUUCACCACAUUGGUAAAGUCGGGUUAAUGACGGGGAGGGGGUGCAGAACCAAUUAAGAUAUCACUGAUUUUAACCAUGGCCAGAAAUCGAACUCAGGUCAUUGGGUGCAUGGUGCAGUGCGCGAACCACUGGGCCACCACUCCCCACACAAAUUACGUGGUCGUAACGUCAGCUGAACGGCGUGGGCGAUAGCUGCUGUAUUAGAGCGGCUAGGCCGCUGAGGGCACCGAUGCUGCGUGUGCCGUACCCUGUGCCAAAGCCCCUGUGAUUGUCAUGGCCUCCACCCAAUCACCAAUAGUUACAUUUUGAUGUAAACAUUUGAGGGGUUACCGUAACACGUGGAUUUUUUUCAGCCAGUGUGAUUCAUAGUUGAUUUUAAUGUUAGGCUACGUGAUGAUCUGACUCUUGACUUCCUGGACUAUUACUCUUUGUCCUCAUGAUGCUGGACGUCGUUUCAAUAGAAACCUCGUAUCUUAUCGCUAAAUUUAUUAAGAGCUGAAACGGUACUCGUUUGGUCACUAAACGCUUGUCCACAUCACGAUAUGUCUGGCUGUGUCGGGUGGUUGAUGGUCCCUCAUGGCACCACAACAUCUCCUGUAUUAGUAUUCAUCGUUUGAAGGAUUUUCCACGGGAAGGAUACCGAGCGACGUGUUUACUUCAUCGACAGUGGCGGUGAAGUAGUUUAGACUCGGGUGGUUUCCACAGCGUGACGGGCCACUGCUGUCAUGAGAGAUCCUGGAAUAGAAAUAUAAAUUUACAAAGGCGCUGUCAUCACUCUGGAUUUGCUAUAAUUCGCUAAAACAAUGAUAGUGUCAUUUAUUUAUUCAGGAAAUAUAUAAUUCAACAGUGGUGACCAAACAUCAUACUAAUUCAUGGUACUUGGUGUAAUUUCUGCCAAGGAAAGAUUAAAGUGACAUUGAGACAGAUUUGCACCGCACCAACCAGGACAACGCUUGGUGAAACAGGCGAUCGCUGUGGUAGAGAAGCAGCAGUGACGGCUGGAAGGGGAAGGUGCAGUGUCUUGCUUCAAUCGCAGCAGCAGUAGCAGCACGUGGAUCACAUCCACGGGGAGACCCAGCAGCGUCAGCAGGUCAGCUGAUGGGUGCGUGGUGCCGCGAGUGAACACCGGGCCAGUGGAAGCAGCUCAAUUGGAUUUAAAUUCACAGCUGUAAAAAAAAAGCCCACAGAAAUCUAUAUAAUAAAAAAUACAUAGUUUCAUAAUUUAUGACAAGUAUGUAAAUAAAAGUGCCCUGUAUAUGCAA
Lethenteron reissneri (Far Eastern brook lamprey) is the source of this 4497-nucleotide messenger RNA. It is a transcript of the gene CHP1, whose product is annotated as calcineurin like EF-hand protein 1. The record is from RefSeq and is a predicted model, not a curated record. Gene Ontology annotation, molecular function: calcium ion binding. Lineage: Eukaryota; Metazoa; Chordata; Hyperoartia; Petromyzontiformes; Petromyzontidae.